GACGCGGCCCGUGGCCGUGGCCGUGAAACGUGGGUAGGUUUCUCAUUUGACAUUUUUGCACAUAGCGAAUCCAUGGUCUGUAUCGUUGACAUGGCAACUACUAAGACACCGCAGCAAUUGGCUGAGUACGUACUAUCACAAGCAAAGUCACAUCGACCGCGUACAGAUGCUGACAGGCAUAUUGAGGAAGUUCAGAGUUUAUGGGCUGGUUAUGGUAGUGUGUUGAGGUACCCCCACUGCGCUAUCAACUCUGGCAGAGUGGAUGAGAAAACACAGGAGUAUAUUGGAGCAUCGAAGAUUGUUGUGAGUGCUAUUUGCAAGCUCGUCGCACCACCUAAGGAAGAUCAUACUGUUGGUCACACCAGAAAAACUCGUUCGUAUGACAAUGAGAUGAUCUUCUACGAAUCUGUGCGGCCGUUGCUGAAAACGUCGGACAACCGACAACGGUGUCACAUCCCUGAAGCGUAUUAUUUAUCGAAGAGAGGUACGGCACGAAUCUUCGUGCUCGAGGACAUGAAGGGAGCUUAUCCAAGGUAU
This is a messenger RNA of Sphaeroforma arctica JP610, 537 nucleotides long. RefSeq lists its product as hypothetical. The record is from RefSeq and is a predicted model, not a curated record. The transcript is spliced from 2 exons. NCBI's taxonomy places the organism in Eukaryota, Ichthyosporea, Ichthyophonida. The annotation marks the transcript as partial.